AUGAAGAAUUACGAGGAUUAUCGCUCGCUGAGCGAUAGAGGAGAGCAGAGACGGCACAAAACCCGUAAACAUUCUCAUGGUAAGAGAUCUCGCUCUCGUUCUAACCGUUCCGACAGUCCGCUCAGCAAGAGAUCUAGACGAUCGCGGAUGCAUCGCUCAUCUUCCCACGAGGAUCUCUUGCAUAUUUUCGCGGAAUUUGUUGGCUUCAUGAGACGGCGUAGCAUCCCAUCGUCGAGGGAUUCGGAACAGCGCAUGUCACCGGCGGGGCAGAUUCCUUUCGAGGACCCCCCUCCCUCGUCAGAAGUAUCUGUCGAGGAUGCGAUUAUAAAUCAGGCAGGAGAACAGACGAUCCAUGCACAGGAUCGGGGCGGUGUACCAGACUCAUUUUCUGGCACCGACGAGGUGAGUAAUCUUAUGGUUAUCGAGCAUGAGUCUGUAGAGCCUUCUGGCUCUCCUUCGAUCGUCGAGGAGAAGCCGCGCGGAGAGUCCUCGGAUGCAUUUAUCGGCGAGCUGUUCGGGUCCCAGGCGCAGUCGUCAGCUGCACCAACAUGGCUUCCAGUCAUGCUAAACGCAAUUAAGGCUAUCGUUCGCGCAGGCUUGAACGAAGAUAUUAAGAAAUCCUUGCUUGUCAGGUACGAGCCGAAAAACGAGAUUGCUUUCUUAGCGCCACCGAGGAUAAAUAAAGAGGUUUUACCUAACCUUAGCGCAACAUCCAUUACACGGGACAAAUAUCAGAGUCAAUCGCAGUUAGAAGUAGGAGCCUCGCUGAAUGCUUUGGCCUCUGGUUUUUCCGACCUCGUUAGCCCUGAGCUUCUUCAGGCAUCUCCAGAGGGCAGGUCAGCCAUCUCUAAGAUCGCCGAGGGCAUUCGCUUAUUGGCCGACCAUCAUUUUGGUUUGUCAAAAUCCAGACGAGCCUUUAUAAUCCCCUCUUUAAACCUGCUGGGGAAGACUGCAUCAGACUCGGCUACCUUUGACGAGUUCCUAUUUGGUAACAACUUCUCGGAGGAAGUAAAUGCCGCCCAAAUAAUCGAGAAAGUGGCCAAUAAGAUGGCCAAAAAGAAACAACAGCCCACUCGGAAAUUUCAACCCACAACACAGCACCAGCAGAAACAGCAGAGAAACCAACCGCUUCGCAUUGCGCAACAGGCUGCAAAAAACGCGAAGAAGGAAGCUAUAACCAGGGUCACACCAUCCGAGGAUCAAUUUCUCUCCUCCUUUUUCCUAAUUAAAAAAUCCUCAGGCGGUAUGCGAUUCAUUUUGAAUCUUCGAGAUUUGAACUCGUACAUUACCCCUCCACAUUUUAAACUCGAGGACUGGCGGGCGGUAAUUCGGCUCAUGCUUCCGAAUUUUAAGAUGGCCUCUAUUGAUCUCGAGGAUGCUUAUCUGUUAAUAUCUAUUCAUCAUUCAUGUCGAAGAUUUUUACGUUUUCAAUGGAGAGGUCAGGUGUACGAGUUCACAUCCCUUCCCUUCGGCCUUUCGGUUGCACCGUAUAUUUUUACGAAGAUCCUACGCCCGGUCUUUAGAUCGCUGCGUGCGAAGGGUUUUCAGUCUGUUGUUUAUUUAGACGAUUUUCUGUUAUUAGGCGCCUCGGAGGAGGAGUGUAAUAGAAAUAUUCAGGCCUCGCUUAAGUUACUUUUAUCUUUAGGUUUUCUCAUCAAUUAUACCAAGUCUCAGCUAACACCAUCAUCGAGAUGUAAAUAUUUAGGAUUUAUAUUUGACUCGGAACAACAAGCGGUAUCCAUUCCACCCGCUAGGAGAGAGAACCUCUUCUCCCUAAUUCAGAGGCUAUCUAGAAGAUCUCACUGUACCAUACAAGACUUCGCAAGUAUGAUCGGAUCUUUAGUAUCAAUUUUUCCGGCAGUGCAAUAUAGUCCCCUGUACACCAGACGUUUUGAGAGAGAAUUAUUCUUAGCGUUACGCGCCUCGCGGGGCGAUUAUUCUAGUCGUAUGCUAAUUCCAUCUUAUUUGCAGGAAGAUUUUGACUGGUGGCUAAGAAUUUUUUCUGAUACAAAUCAGAUCAACCCUAUACGUUCGAAGCCUUUUGCUUGUGAGAUUUAUUCAGAUGCAUCCAGGACAGGUUGGGGAGCUGCCUGUGGUAACCAGCGUACUCAUGGCUGGUGGUCAUCUGAGGAUAUGACUCAUCAUAUCAAUGUAUUAGAGCUUAAAGCGGCUUUUUUCGCUUUAAGAUGUUUCGCCAGAGACUACAGAGGCUCUAACAUUCUCCUUCGGAUUGAUAAUACUACAGCCAUCGCUUACAUAAAUAAAUUUGGCUCGGUCCAACAUCCCCUCUUGACGGAGAUCGCCAGAAACGUUUGGAAGUGGUGCGAAAAACGAAACAUCCAUCUUUUUGCCUCCUACAUCGCUUCCAUCGACAAUGUGAUUGCGGAUAGAGAAUCACGCAUCACGAGAAGCGACACGGAAUGGUCCUUAUCUAGUUGGGCAUUCAACCGAAUCAGGGACGUAUUCGGUCCCUUCGAUAUAGAUCUCUUCGCCUCAUUAAUCAAUGCCAAGGUCGAGACCUAUAUCUCCUGGUUUCCCGACCCGGGGGCUUGGGCGAUCGACGCCUUCACCCUGAAUUGGUAUUCUUGGUAUUUUUAUGCCUUCCCUCCAUUCAUCCUACUUCCUAGAAUUUUACGCAAAUUGUGGGACGACGAGGCUACGGGAGUCCUGACCACACCAUCCAGAGUGGAAAAACCUUUCCCUGGUAGCAGGGAGAUUAUCAGGCAAGCGUUCUUAUGGCAAUCGGUACCGCCAUCGGCUGUAGACACCAUGAUCGCUUCACUUUCUCCGGCCACGAUUAAACAAUACGCUCGUCCACUCAGGAUCUGGUGGGAUUUUUGUCAGAAGCAUCAGGCGAUACCUUUCUCCCCCAAGGUCGACGAGUUUCUAGAAUUUUUAUCUCAAGAAACAGGAAACACUGGAUCUUACUCAUCGUUCAAUACAACCCGCUCAGCGGUUUCACUUAUCACAGUCAAUGCUAUAGGCAAUCAUCCUUUAGUAAGGCGUUUUGGUAAGGGUAUCAGUAUUAUUAAACCGCAAAAACCACGUUACGAUUUCAUCUGGGAUCCAGCCCCAGUUAUCUCCAAGUUGGCUAAACUUUAUCCUCACGAGUCAUUGUCAUUAGAGAUUGUCACGAGGAAAUUAGUCCUCCUCCUAGCGCUAGGCUCGGGUCAACGUACGCAGACUCUAACGACCAUAAGAAUUUCACAAAUUUUGUUUGACCAAGACAAGCUAAUUAUUAAGAUCCCGGAUCGCUUGAAAACGUCCGCUCCGGGUCGAGCCCAACCAUUACUUACCUUCUCUUAUUUUUCCGAUCGUCCAGACUUAUGCAUUAGUAAUAUUUUAAAACAUUACCUACAGCGCACUAAGGAUCUUCGUCCACCCGGAUGCGAUUCUUUGUUUAUUUCAUUUAUGAAGCCUCACAGGCCAGUAGGAACCCAAUCAAUAAGUCGAUGGAUUCGCAAGGGAUUGGAGGAGUGCGGGGUGCGAGCGGACCUUUUUUCGGCUCACAGCACCCGCCAUGCUUCCACUUCCCUCGCGGCCAAAAAGGGCCUUUCACUUGAUCUCAUCAAGCGAGCAGCCGGGUGGUCGGGAGACUCCCAGAUUUUUGCGAGGUUUUAUAACCGCUCAAUUGUCAAUCCAGAGGCUUUUAGUGACUCCGUCCUAUUAUCAUAA
Cyphomyrmex costatus is the source of this 3675-nucleotide messenger RNA. RefSeq lists its product as uncharacterized. Gene Ontology annotation, molecular function: DNA binding. Lineage: Eukaryota; Metazoa; Arthropoda; Insecta; Hymenoptera; Formicidae. Gene Ontology annotation, biological process: DNA recombination; DNA integration. The transcript is spliced from 4 exons. The record is from RefSeq and is a predicted model, not a curated record. The coding region runs from base 1 to 3675 and encodes 1224 amino acids.